This is a messenger RNA of Racocetra fulgida, 300 nucleotides long. NCBI's taxonomy places the organism in Eukaryota, Fungi, Glomeromycota, Glomeromycetes, Diversisporales, Gigasporaceae. The record is from the annotation of a GenBank genome assembly.
AUGUAUGAUGAAGACAAAUCUGUUAAAUUAUAUGUCGUGUUAACAUUAAACACUUUAGUUGGACACUCAACUGUAGUGCAAAUGUCUAAUUCACCGACGAAUAAUAGAGCAGUGUUAUUUUCAAUUGCAAAGCUGAACAUAUCGCCAGCAACAAUAUUUUCAUUGGUCGUUGCUGAAACUUUAACCUCGAGUGAAGAAUUAGCUUUUGAAGGAUCAGGAUUAAGCGUUACAUUAGUGAUUAUUGGAAUACCUUCAUAUUCUGGACAUCUCCCAAAUGAAGUCUUCCUUUUAACCAGUUGA